UGCACGCGGGGAUUCUCAGGAUGAUGGCCGACCUGGAGUACGUGCGGCUGUACCUCAGCCUGCAGCUCAACGAGGCGAUCUCCUGGUGGUGCUUCUACAUCCGCGAGAUCUCGUGGCAGCUGCUGAUCGCCCUGCUCGCGUACCUCUGCGUCUGUGUCUUCCUCUACGCGGUCCUCAAACGGGUGGGCCAUGCCGCCUGGCAGCUGCCAGGCCCACCCGGUAGACUUCUCCUGGUCACCGCUCAUCCGGACGACGAGGUGAUGUUCUUCGGGCCGUUGGUCUACUGGCUGGCCCGCUCCAAGGCCAGCGAGAUCUACCUCCUGUGCUUAUCCAUGGGUGGGGACAGAAAGAGGGUAGACGAGCUGUGGGCGUGUGCGAAGGUGCUGGGAAUCCCGGAGGCUAACGUGACGAUCAUUAUGAGCAGCGAGUUGCCGGACGAUCAGGGCGUACAGUGGCCAACGGACACGGUUGCAGAGAGCAUCUUGCAAUACGUAGAAAUGUAUAAAAUCAACGCCGUCGUUACGUUCGACAAACACGGAGUGAGCCGGCAUAAAAAUCAUAUCUCCUUGUAUUUUGCAAUCGCCGCGUUGUGCAUAGAAAAAAAAGUACCUCCUUAUUGCAAGCUAUAUGUGUUAGAGUCCGUUAAUAUAAUCAGGAAGUACAUUCAACUCUUAGAUUUGCCCGUCAGCCUACUCUCGGCCUCGUACUGGUAUCUGGUGACGUACGAGCAGAAGCGAACGAUCAAAAGUGCCAUGGCCGCACACAAGUCUCAGUACGUCUGGUUUCGAAAGUUGUACAUGAUCUUUUCGCGAUACACGUUCAUCAACACCCUCCAAGAAGUCAGUGCCCUCGACCUGGAGCUGGACCUCCAGUUCGACGAGGACUGAACGUCACGCGACGAACGAAGGACUGUACAAAAUGUGUAAUUUAACUAUCACUGUACAUACUUUGUCUACCAUGAUAAUGUAAAUUACGUACCAAAGCUACGAAAACUAUAGAUAAUUAAUACGGAAACUUUGAAAUAUAUGCAGAGACACACACUUUGUAAGAGGGAAAUAUUUUUUUAUUCAUUAAUAUAAUAGAAUAUACAUUGUAAUUAUACUUUCGAACGCGGCACGUAGUUUUUACAGUGCAAUAAAUCAAAGUUCUUUCCUUAAAAACAAACAAUAACUGCGUGCCGUUUUAUCCUUCUCUAUUGUAUACAACCUUUUGCAGCUGCAUAUAAAUUCAAAUUGCCAUUUGA
Temnothorax curvispinosus is the source of this 1243-nucleotide messenger RNA. RefSeq names its product N-acetylglucosaminyl-phosphatidylinositol de-N-acetylase (gene PIG-L). Gene Ontology annotation, molecular function: N-acetylglucosaminylphosphatidylinositol deacetylase activity. The record is from RefSeq and is a predicted model, not a curated record. The transcript has 5 exons. NCBI's taxonomy places the organism in Eukaryota, Metazoa, Arthropoda, Insecta, Hymenoptera, Formicidae. Gene Ontology annotation, cellular component: endoplasmic reticulum. Bases 21 to 887 code for a protein of 288 amino acids. Gene Ontology annotation, biological process: GPI anchor biosynthetic process.